AUGGCUCAGACGCUGGACCAGGAACCGCACACGUUCGCCUCCUGCAUGACGAGCCUGCAGGGUCAAACGAGCGCCGGGGUAGAGGCCCUGGCGGUGCUGCAGACCAAUGCGACCUCGACAGCGGACAGGGGUCUUUGCGGCACUUGCUGCUGCUGCUGCUGCUGCUGUGGCCCGUCGGCAUCUGGAACUGCGAGUCGAACGUCGGACAGCGUGGCCGUCGAGGCUCGAGAUGUCGACGAGUUGGGAGGCCAGGUGUCGCUGCAGCAGCCGACACAGGCACAUUCUUUGGCUUCGCCGGCCAGGCCGCCCGCCCUGCAGCAGGAAGAGCCGGUGAUGAGGCUGGUGCCAGAGACGGCGAACCAGCAGACCAGGGUACCUGAUGCGGCUACCGCGCCGCCAGCCUUAUCCACCGACGGGCAGGGCAAACCUGCGAGACGGAAUUCACAUGGGGAAGCAGUCGACGGUGCCUUGAUUGUCUCGUCCAGCUCGCAGACGGCCGCCUGGAGUACUGCACCAUCAUCGGCAUGCCCGUCUGCCGCGCCGCCAGCUCCAUCAACCAGGACGGACGCACACACAGCAACAGUCGACGGUGCCUUGAUUGGGAGUUGUCCGCUCGUCUCGUCCAGCUCGCAGACGGCCGCCUCGACUACGUGCAGUGCCGCGCCAUUGCCUUCAUCCCCGCCGCCUGUUGUCCUGCCAAAUCUACCAAUCAAGACGGAUGCCCUCGCGACAACACUUGACCGUCCGUCACCCGGAAGGUCUCGGCUGUCACCCAGCGAUCGGGCUGUUUCUGUCGUCAAAGCCGGCGAAAUUGAACACGACCAUGAUGUCCAAGUCCAAGGCCACCGUGUUCUGCGCCUGAAGCCGACCGCGGAGCAGUGGGCCGACUUCCCUGCCGUUCUGGCCCACGCCAGGAGCCUGGGCGCCGACGCCGACGGCUGCUUCAAGGUCGCGACCCCCCCCGGCUUGCACGGCGCCCUGCCCGAAACCCCCGCCCAGCACGUCGCCGCCAACACGUACAAGGUCAGGCUGGUCCGGAGGUCGCUCUCGUGGCAAGUCAGCACCGCACCUUCGCGAGGAGCAGCGCCUGACUGGUCGCAGCAGUGCCCGCCGCCGCCGCCGCAGUUCGCCGACUCUGCCGAGGCCGCCUUCAAGGCCCUCAAGCAGCUGUUCCGCAAGAGCCAGAACAGGCAGCUGCGCAACAUCCGGUACCGGGUGGACGUGCCUGCCUGGACCGAGACCCAGAGGCGGCUGGCCGGCGUCCCGGAGCGGAGCCCCAUACACCCGCUCAAGGGCGACAAGCUGGACCACACAAAGGCCGUCAUCCCCGGCAUACACACGCCCUACGUGUACGAGUCCGGGCCCUACUUUGGGGCCACCUUUCAGAUCCACGCCGAGGACUUUCGUCUGGCCUCGCUGAACCACCUGUACAAGGGGCGCAAGAUCUGGGUCGUGGUGCCCGCCACGGCCGUCGACGUUGCCGAGGAAGCCCUGGGCCGCGGGUCGGGCUGCUCCCAGUUCAUGCGCCACCGCGCCGAGUUCUUCUUCCCCGACAAGCUGGACAAGCUGGGCAUCCCUUACCGGAUCGUGGAUCAGCGCCCCGGCGAGACCAUUGUCAUCCUGCCGGACGCGUACCACGAGGGCUUCAGCUGCGGCUACACCAUCGCCGAGGCCAAGAACUACGCCGACACGGCCUGGACCACCGACUCGUACCAGCCAUGCCAGGCGAGCUGCAGGCUGGCCACUGCCAUCCCCGCAGCCUUUAUGAGGCCUCUGGCCCGGGGAGAGGACCGGCUAGAUCUCUGUGCCGCCUACGGCGACGGCCUGCACGCACUUGCAGAGGCAUCAUCGGCCAACGGGCCAGGAUCGUCGCCGGCCAAGAGGGACUGUCAGGAAGUGGCACUGGGUUGCCCGUCGCUUGAGAGCAAACGAAUCAAGGUGUAA
Molecule: messenger RNA, 1944 nt
Organism: Ustilaginoidea virens
Lineage: Eukaryota; Fungi; Ascomycota; Sordariomycetes; Hypocreales; Clavicipitaceae
Exons: 1
Coding region: 1-1944 (647 amino acids)
Biological process (GO): chromatin remodeling
Cellular component (GO): nucleus
Molecular function (GO): histone demethylase activity
Source: RefSeq, a predicted model, not a curated record